Messenger RNA from Nanorana parkeri, 3567 nucleotides. It is a transcript of the gene SEZ6L2, whose product is annotated as seizure related 6 homolog like 2. The transcript has 18 exons. Gene Ontology annotation, biological process: synapse maturation. Gene Ontology annotation, cellular component: neuronal cell body; endoplasmic reticulum. The coding region runs from base 229 to 2940 and encodes 903 amino acids. The record is from RefSeq and is a predicted model, not a curated record. NCBI's taxonomy places the organism in Eukaryota, Metazoa, Chordata, Amphibia, Anura, Dicroglossidae.
CAUGCCCCCCCCCCCCCAAGAGGGGACAGGAAAGGGAGGGGAGGGGGGCUUCAUCUCGUAGGUGGGAGAAGGUUGCACCUUUCCCAUAAGACACAAGGCGGUGGAUGUGGCUGUGAUCGUCUCAGCAUCCUUCGUCAGCUGGGGCUCCGGUCUCCCUGGAUACGCAGCAUCCCUCGCGCACACACACACACGCCGCAAGCCCUGCCUGGGGUAAAUCUGGAGGGCAGGAUGUCUGGUGUCAGCCCCGUCUCCCGGAUUCUCUCCUCUCUGCUUCUCCUGGCUACCGUACAAGGACUGCCCCUGCUGGAUGAGGAGGGUACAAAUAUCCCAGAACUGCUCCACACCCCCUCCAUGGGGCGCUCGGACCCCGUCUCCCUGGAGCAGCUGGUGCAUCAGGCUGUGAUGAAGAAAGAUUUCCUGGGCCAGGAGAGCUUCUUCGAAGUUGGCACAACCUCCAUCCCCACCCUGGGAGCCCCCAUGUCCCUGACCGACGACCUGGCUCCGGCUGGGGUCAGCGAGACCUCCGGGGUCCUCACCACAGCCAUUGGUGGAGCUUUCUCCCUGCCGCCACCUCUCAGUACCCUGACCCCUCCAUCGCCGGCACCCACAGGAGGUACGGGACCCUCCGCCGAGGGGGAGGAAGAGACCACCACCACCCUGAUCACCACCACCACCGUCACCACGGUGCACAGCCCAGUUCUGUGUAACAACAACAUUUCAGAGUUGGAGGGAAUCCUCGAGGCUCCGGAAUACUCUGGUGGAAGUUUCUUCGGUGGGCUGGACUGUACGUACAGCGUGUCGGUGUACCUGGGUUACGGAGUGGAGAUUCGGGUGGAGAAGCUGAACUUGUCCAAAGAGGAAGCUCUGAGCAUCGAGGGUGUGGAAGAAGACCGCCGCUUCCUGCUGGCCAACGAGACCCUGAUGGCCGAGGGUCAGGUGAUCCGCAGCCCAACCAAUCACAUCGCAGUGCGUUUUCAAACCUUUCGCUCCACCGGUCUCGUGGCCUUCAAACUCCGCUACCAAGCCUACGUCUUGAGCUGCGUCUUCCCUCCGCGACCGGAUAACGGAGAAGUGACCGUCACGGACCUCCACCCCGGAGGGGCCGCUAACUUCCACUGUGCCCCCGGGUUCACGCUGAAGGGUGUAGACUCCCUGGUCUGCCUGAACAUUACCCGUCCGCAGUGGAGUGGCAAGCCGCCAGUAUGUACAGCGACCUGCGGAGGAGUGAUACGUAACGCCACCAUUGGACGCAUCGUGGCCCCCGACGUCACCGCAAUCCACAGCAACAACCUGAGCUGCCAUUGGCUGAUUGAGGCAUCCGAGGGUCAGCGGCUGCACCUGCACUUCGAGAGGGUCUCUUUGGAUGAGGACAAUGACAGGUUACAGGGCCCCACAUCAAUGACUGUGCCCCGGGGCAGCUGCCCCUUUUGCCCCGCCUUAAAGACAGCCUACGGCCUGCUGAGCGACGCCCAAUCUCUCUACAUCGAGCUGGUCUCGGAGAACCCAACGGCGCCUCUUCUGCUCAGCCUGCGCUAUGAAGUAUUUUCUGAGACGCGGUGUUAUGAGCCCUUCUUGGCCCACGGGAAUUUCAGCACCACGGACCCCCUCUUCUCUGUGGGGACUCUGGUGUCCUUCUCCUGUAAUGCGGGGUACAUGCUCGAACAAGGACCACCAGUCAUAGAAUGCGUGGACCCCGCUGAUCCCCACUGGAACGAGAGUGAACCGGUCUGCAAAGCUCUGUGCGGGGGGGAAAUCUCCGAGCCGGCUGGGGUGAUCCUUUCUCCGGAUUGGCCGCAGAAUUACGCCAAGGGCCAGGACUGCGUGUGGGGGAUCCACGUCCAGGAGGAUCGCCGGGUGCUGCUGGAGAUAGAAAUCCUGAACAUCCGACGGAGCGACGCCCUGACCGUAUACGAUGGCGAUGACCUCACAGCGCGGGUCUUGGGACAGUACAUGGGGGUCCAUCAACGCUUCAACCUCUUCUCCUCUGCCAACGACGUGACCAUCCAGUUCCAGUCCGACCCCAACGACCCGGUGUUCAGCCUGAGCCAAGGCUUCAUCAUCCACUUCAAAGAGGUGCCCCGGAACGACACCUGCUCCGCACUGCCUGACAUCCAGUCCGGCUGGAAGACGUCGUCGCACCCGGAUCUCAUCCGCGGCACGGUCGUCACCUAUCAGUGUGAACCCGGGUAUGACAUCAUCGGCUCGGACAUUCUGACCUGCCAAUGGGAUUUGUCCUGGAGCAAUGCCCCUCCCACCUGCGAGAAGAUUCUAAACUGCGCGGACCCCGGGGAGAUCGCCAACGGCAUGCGCAGGGCCAUCGAUCCGCGGUUUCCUAUCGGCUCUCAUGUCCAUUAUUCCUGCAACGAGGGCUACACCCUGGAGGGCAGCGAGACGCUCACUUGUUACAACAGAGAUACCGGGACCCCCAAAUGGAGCGACCGCAUCCCCAAAUGUGUCUUGAAGUACGAGCCUUGCAUGAACCCCGGAGUUCCAGAGAAUGGAUACCAGACCCUGUACAAGCACCAUUACCAGGCAGGAGAGGCUCUGCGCUUCUUUUGUUAUGAAGGCUUUGAACUGAUCGGAGAAGUGACCAUCAUCUGCGUCCCCGGGCACCCAUCACAGUGGACCAACCAGCCUCCUCUCUGUAAAGUUGCAUAUGAGGAGCUCCUGGAUGACAGAAAGCUGGAAGUUGCCCAGACAACAGACCCAUCCCACCAGAUGGAAGGUGGGAACAUUGCGCUAGCCAUUUUCCUGCCCAUUAUAUUGGUCAUCCUUCUGAUUGGUGGAAUAUACAUCUAUUAUACCAAGUUUCAAGGAAAGUCUCUUUUUGGAUUCUCCUUCCCAGCUUCCCAUUCAUACAGCCCCAUCACCGUGGAGUCCGAUUUCAACAACCCAUUAUAUGAGGCUGGGGAUACCCGGGAAUACGAGGUGUCAAUUUGAAGAUGAACUAUGGGUACAACAUGGGGGCGGGUGGGGUUAUACAUGAGGGAUAUUCCAGAUUAUACACAGACUGAGGGUCUCAAUUUACAGAUCGCAAUCACAAGCUGCACAGUCCCUCACCGUGCGAUCGUCUGUCAUGUGACCUUUCACCAUCAGCCACAGAGUUCUAAACACCUGCCCUUCUCCUCAAAAGGAGCCACCGUCUUGGUCAAGACCACUAUUGGCUCCGGCUCCUUGAAAUAGCACAGGAAGCUCUUCUGACCAAUUGUAAAAAAAACAAAAUAAACAAAAAAAAACAAAUUCGAGUGCGGAAAUCAAUAGCUCACCAGGACAAAACGUACUUUUUGUUGUGCUGGGCGCUGAUUUCUAAGAAAACUGGCCUUUCGCGGGCCGUGUCUUUAUCGCUUGUGCUCACCGCUUUUUCUGUAACCCGCCGUGCUUUACGGCAACGUGAUGGAAACCCCUAUGUGAAGAAACCAUUGUGCUUGUGUUCCAAAUUUUUUGUAAGUGCCAAAAUUAGUCUUUUAUUUUCAUUUAAUAUUUGGAAGCACAACCCCUGUGUUGGGGGAAGUGUGCGUGCGUUUGGGCUUUUUAAAUCUUUCAAUUAUGUUUAUGGAAAAAAAAAAA